Messenger RNA from Colletes gigas, 2489 nucleotides. Its product is annotated as BUD13 homolog. Gene Ontology annotation, cellular component: U2-type spliceosomal complex; RES complex. The coding region runs from base 397 to 2160 and encodes 587 amino acids. The record is from RefSeq and is a predicted model, not a curated record. NCBI's taxonomy places the organism in Eukaryota, Metazoa, Arthropoda, Insecta, Hymenoptera, Colletidae. Gene Ontology annotation, molecular function: RNA binding. The transcript has 6 exons. Gene Ontology annotation, biological process: mRNA splicing, via spliceosome.
GCAGUAACGUGCAAAUGGAGAAGGUCGUAGUGAAUCAAAAAGAAUAUUUGAAGAAGUAUUUAUCUUCGGGAGAUGGCAGCGACAAGAAAAAGAAGAAAAAGAAAAAGCUGAGAGUGGGAGUGAAAACGUUAUAAUGAUUGUUUCGCACAUUAUUGUACGAUGAAUUGCAAAACGAAACAUUUUACUUCAUUCUGUGAUUCUGUGAUAUAGUUGUACGGAAGAUAAACGAGAAAGGGAAUAUAACCGUGAUUUCGAAGCAAAUUCUAAAAUUAACAAUUUGAACAACUUUUUGAAAAAUAGUAAAUUACGUAACGAAGAUUCUCCCUUUCUUCAGACAAAUUUUUAGAUGUGUUUUUCAGAGUAAAAAUCAUUGACGAUGACAUAGACCUGAAGAAUAUGAGACCGAUCGACGAGAGUCAGUUUGAUAUUUACAUCACUGCCGAAGACGCGCCUCAAAUUGCUGGUAUAGUCGAUGAACGUGGCCCGGUUGAUUUCGGAGAUAAAAGAAGAUGGAAAAUAGUAGCAGACAACGAAGACGGAGAUCUAACUAUCACCAGUCAAGACAAAGAGAGCAAACGAUCCAAAAAAGUUGCACGCAACCUUGACGAUGAUUUAACUCCGCCGAGAAUGCAAAAGAAAUGCUUGAACGAUGAUUCGUCUCCUCCGAGGACACACAAGUCCAUUAAAAAGAAACAGAGUAAAAGAAAUGUAGAAGAAAAUAAUGAUUUAAGUCCACCCGGAAGAAAAUCUAAAAAGCAUGCUAAUUCUGAACGUAAGACUUCUCAGAGUAAUAGCGAUAGCGACAGCAGUUCGGAAGUAAAUGUUCCAUCUAGUAAAAUGAAAAAGAAAGCGAAAAGAAGAGACAAAGAAAUUGAUUCUGACUUGAGUCCACCUAGGCAGCCUAAAAAUCAUGAUUCGGAUUCAAGUCUGCCUAAAAAGAGUACAAAACAUAGAUCUCAGAGAAGUAAGAAAGUUCAGAGUAAAAGUGACUCGGAUAUGAGUCCGCCUAGAAGAAAUAGGGAAGAUUCUGAUUCUGAUUUAAGUCCACCGAGAAGUAAGAAAAAUCAGAAUCACGAUUCAGAUUUUAGUCCACCAAGGAGGAGUAGAAAACACGAACAUGAUAAAAGAAAUUCAAAUUUGAAUUCUACGAAGCAAAGAAAAGAUUCUGAUUCUGAUUCGGAUUUAAGUCCGCCGAGAAGAGAGGUGAAACAUAUGGAACAAAGUAAAGCGCAUAAAAGUUCGAAUUUUGAGCAGAGAAGAGACCUAAGUCCACCUAGACAACAUAAAUAUAGAGAUUCAUCUUUGCACAGAGAGAAAAAAUAUCGCAGAAAAAAUAGGGAAUUAGAUAGAAGUCGAAGUAGAUCUAAGGAGGACAAUAGAGAGGUUAAUAAGUCCAAGAGCAGAUGGAACAAUAAGUAUGAAUAUGAUUCGAAACAUCAAUCGCACGGAGAAAGUUCUUACAGAAAGGAAAAAUCCAUGAAAGAUGCUAGCAAUAGCCAGAGAUUAGAAAUGAACCAUGACAAAAGGGAUAGGGGAAAUCGAAUGAAGAAAACGCUAGAUGGAAAGACCGCGGGUCUGCAAGAUGCAAGAUCAUUGAGAGAGGAAACGGAAGCGUACAAAAAACGGGAAGCCGAACACUUCAAAAACCUGAGUAAAGAAGUUACCGGGAUUGGUCAGGCUACAAUUGUACGAGAUACGAAAACUGGUAGAAAACGUAACCUAGAAGCGGAAGCAGCUGAAGAGCGCGAAAAACAAAAGCGACAAGCGGAACUGAACGAGAAGUAUGCUAAAUGGGGAAAAGGGUUGAAACAAGUAGAGGAUCGUGAAGAAAAAUUGAAGGAUGAUCUUUAUGAAAUGAGUAAGCCCUUAGCAAGGUAUGCUGACGAUGCUGAUUUAGACAAGACACUUAGAGAGCAAGAAAGAGAAGGGGAUCCUAUGCUGGAAUACAUUAAACAAAAGCAAAUCAAAGAAGGAAAGAGAAAACCAGAACGACCAACGUACGAGGGAUCGUUUAUGCCAAAUCGAUUCGGUAUUAAACCCGGUCACCUGUGGGACGGGGUGGACAGAAGCAACGGUUACGAGAAACGAUGGUUCGAAACACAAAACGCAAUGGUGGCUCGUCAAGAAGAAGCUUACAAAUGGAGCACUUCCGACAUGUGAAAUUGUUAAAAAUAAAUGCUGAGGAACGGUAGCACAGCUACGAUCCACGGACCUCUGCGGACAUUACCGGUAGCGCCACCUUCGUACGCGUUGAUAUAUAUAUAUUCUAACAGAUAUGUAUACGUUCCAUGUUUUCUACAAGCACACGAUAAACAUUCUAUCGUUUAUUACAUCGUCUAUACUUAAUAAAUACUCUUUUAAAUAUGUUAUCGAUCGCUCCCCCGUUCUUUAUCCUCCAUACUCUCCUUUUUGCUAAAGUCGUUUCUAUCAAGAUUUAAAUGUUGAAAAUACCGUCGAUUGUUGGCACAAUUCUUAACACGAGUCACGCG